AUGGAGAAGACCAAUUUAAAGCCUUUCAUGUUCCUCCUCAGCGAAAAGAUGGGCAGUAUGCUCAGUAUUUCGGAUAUCAUCGCCGAAUAUCAAGAUAGUUAUGUGCCACUUGUUAAGGCAUACAUGGAGAGAAACUUGAGUUACGACAGCGAUGGACUGAAUGCCUUUUCUGGAAUCAUCAGUGCAGCAUCUCGAACUCUUGGUCCGUUCCACUGGGGCUUGCCCUUAAAGACAAUUGCUAGAGCUUUGCUUCUGGAUCUACACGGGCAUGACAGACCAUCCGAUCCACCAAACCGGAAGCUAUGCUUCCCUUCGUGGUCCUGGCUUGGUUGGGCAUCUGGAUCGGUAUCUGACGCAUUCGAUGAUCGCUAUCAACUCGUGCCACUAGUGCAUAUCUAA
This is a messenger RNA of Parastagonospora nodorum SN15, 399 nucleotides long. RefSeq lists its product as hypothetical. Bases 1 to 399 code for a protein of 132 amino acids. Lineage: Eukaryota; Fungi; Ascomycota; Dothideomycetes; Pleosporales; Phaeosphaeriaceae. The transcript is spliced from 2 exons. The record is from RefSeq and is a predicted model, not a curated record.